This is a messenger RNA of Fusarium sp. VM40, 1899 nucleotides long. The record is from the annotation of a GenBank genome assembly. Lineage: Eukaryota; Fungi; Ascomycota; Sordariomycetes; Hypocreales; Nectriaceae.
AUGGCGUCCAAGACUAAGGCCGAGUGCUUACUAAAUACUACGGAAUGCGUCUUGGAGACGAUCGCAAGUAUCCUCAGUGAGAUCCAGGAGCAGAACAAUGAAUAUGACUGGGAUCCUCUAACCUUUAUAUUCACUGCUAUCAUCGGCGUUGUUGCCAUUGCCUUCGCAGCUUUGACUGCUUUUCAGGCAUUCUUAGCUGCCGGUCCUGGCCGUAUAAAAUCUGGAGCUUAUGUCAUCGGUCCAUGGUCACGACGCAAUUAUCGCAAGUUCGACUGGGCUGAGAUGCGAUUUCGGACUACAUCGUCUACUCCAAUUCUAAAGGCCGAGUCACUGAACUUGGGACUUUUGGAAGAAUUCAGAGAGGGCUCUAACUGUUCUGAUCAAGAUCCAGGAGGACUCAGGAAAAGCCCAGAAGAUUACUUUCCGGCAACAUGGCUUGCCCUUUUAACGCACCUUUCCCUAGACUGUACGAACUUAUGGGAAGAGGUGAAACUGACUGGAGCUGACUUUUUCCCUUCGGAGUUCUCGGCUGUCCCAGCAUAUGGUUCAAUCAGAUUUGUCGCAAUUCUGGCUAUGAUUCUCUCGCGAGGACGUGGUCGCCUGACUAUUGACCGAGAAUCCGGCUUACCAAGGGUCCGCGAUACUCACUUCAAUCUCAUCUUUCGGCAGCAUCCUUUGUUGGGCGCUAUUGGAGUCUUCGAGAUAUAUGGAAAUAUGUACUCUCGGUAUUCGUUUUGGCACCACGAGAUACACAGACGAUUGCUUCAAGCACACGGUCAUAUGAGUAUCCAUGGACUCGGUCGCUAUGACAGCCUAGACAAAAUACUUAUGGACAUGGGCCAAUUACUUACUUUCAAUCGGUUUGAGGGUAAAGGAAUUGAUGUUUUCACGAACUGUGUGCGACAGGAAUGCUCCCAUCACAACGAGGAGCCAAAACCAGCAUGUAUUAACUUACUUGAUCAUGUGAAGGACUUCGAUCCUGAGUUUUUCAUGGGCGGUCCUCUUUACCUAUUCAUGGCACAUAUCCCAGAUCUUCUUCCGUCUGUCUUUCCGCACAAGAAGGUCAAACUCCGCGAACGCUUGGAUACUCUUCUACUUCAAAGCCGAUUCUGGGGCUGUAGGUCCAUGGCUUAUUGCGACAUUAUACCCAACCCAUUGAUGAAUAGCGCCAAUUACGAGCUAGAUCUGACCAGCACUGGUACUUCAUGGGCUAAAUCAAUAGAUCCUGAUAUCCACGAGCUGGAAUUGGGUAAGGAAACAUUCGAGCUUUCCUUGAAAUAUCUCAAAGAGAGCCCUACUCAAGAUCGUGAGCAUAAUGACAAAUUCAAGGAUGAUCAGAAUGCACUUCAGCACGAACUCAGAACCAUCGAUUCAUGGUUAGGACAGAUUAAAUCCCAUGCCCUGUGCAGACAGCUCACAUUAAGUGUUGUCGGGGAUGGGGUUCGACAAAUAGUCAAUGUUGUUCAACAAGAGCCAAUUCCCGAGGCCCCGUUCCAUGCUAAGAACGCAACGGUGCCAUCUAGCCGUCGUGGAUUAGAAGGUAGUAUUAACUAUUUCUUGGACGCGAUAGAAAGGCCUGGCAGCUUCAAUUCUCUCUAUGCCUCAGUACAGUCUCCUAUGGAAAUUAGGCGCGAUACGUCUGAACUUCUUAUAAAGAUACUGGAUCUUUGGAAAAUAGAAGAACAGUCUCUGGAGGACAAGGUCAGUGGGAGAGAAGACGGAGCUGAAAGAGCUCAAGAGUAUAAGAGUCGCACAUGGAAGCUACCCAAUGCGACCCAUCAUCCACUGGAUGAUAUCAUUAUCUAUCGUGCGGUUUUGAUGACACUCCUAUAUUGUUUGAGUAGCGAUAGUAGUGCCUUGAUGGAUGAAUCAUACGGGCUGAUUGUCCCAAUUAUGUAA